Messenger RNA from Gracilinanus agilis (Agile Gracile Mouse Opossum), 1792 nucleotides. RefSeq names its product dihydrolipoamide dehydrogenase (gene DLD). The transcript has 14 exons. The coding region runs from base 65 to 1591 and encodes 508 amino acids. Gene Ontology annotation, cellular component: mitochondrion; oxoglutarate dehydrogenase complex. Gene Ontology annotation, molecular function: dihydrolipoyl dehydrogenase (NADH) activity; flavin adenine dinucleotide binding. Lineage: Eukaryota; Metazoa; Chordata; Mammalia; Didelphimorphia; Didelphidae. The record is from RefSeq and is a predicted model, not a curated record.
GUAGCUGAGGAAAAACCUUUGGCGGAGGUGAAGUACUGAGGCGGUAGGGUCAUCCGAGAGAAAAAUGCAGAGCUGGAGUCGCGUGUCCUGCGCCUUGGCCAAGAGAGGCCAUUUCAGUCGAAUACCUCAUGGCCUACAGGGGAUUUUUGCAGUGCCUCUGAGGACUUAUGCAGAUCAGCCAAUUGAUGCUGAUGUAACAGUUAUAGGUUCUGGUCCUGGAGGAUAUGUUGCUGCUAUUAAAGCUGCUCAACUUGGCUUUAAGACAGUCUGUGUUGAAAAAAAUGAAACACUUGGUGGAACUUGUUUGAAUGUUGGCUGUAUUCCUUCUAAAGCUUUAUUGAAUAACUCACAUUUUUAUCAUUUGGCUCAUAAAGAUUUUGCCUCUAGAGGAAUUGAAAUUUCAGAAAUCCGCUUGAAUUUAGAGAAGAUGAUGGAGCAAAAGAAUGGUGCAGUAAAGGCUUUAACUGGUGGAAUUGCUCACUUAUUUAAGCAAAAUAAGGUCACCCGUGUGGAUGGAUUUGGAAAGAUAACAGGCAAAAAUCAGGUUACAGCAACAAAAUCUGAUGGCAGCUCUCAGGUUAUCAAUACAAAGAACAUUCUCAUAGCCACAGGUUCAGAAGUUGCUCCCUUCCCUGGAAUCACGAUUGAUGAAGAUACAAUUGUAUCAUCAACAGGUGCUUUAUCCUUAAAAAAAGUUCCAGAAAAGAUGAUUGUCAUUGGUGGGGGAGUAAUAGGUGUGGAACUGGGUUCAGUUUGGCAACGACUUGGUUCUGAUGUGACAGCAAUUGAGUUCUUGGGUCAUGUUGGUGGCAUGGGAAUUGAUAUGGAGAUUUCUAAAAAUUUUCAGCGAAUCCUCCAAAAACAGGGAUUUAAAUUUAAACUAAAUACUAAAGUUACUGGGGCUACCAAGAAACCAGAUGGAAAAAUUGAUGUAGCAAUUGAAGCUGCUUCUGGUGGAAAAGCUGAAGUUAUCACUUGUGAUUUACUCUUGGUUUGUAUUGGCCGACGACCCUUCACCAAAAAUCUGGGACUAGAAGAACUUGGAAUUGAGCUAGAUCCCAAAGGUAGAAUCCCAGUCAAUAGCAGAUUCCAAACCAAAAUUCCAAAUAUCUAUGCUAUCGGAGAUGUAAUUGCUGGCCCCAUGUUAGCUCACAAAGCAGAAGAUGAAGGCAUUAUCUGUAUUGAAGGGAUGGCUGGUGGUGCUGUACACAUUGACUACAAUUGUGUGCCUUCAGUGAUCUAUACACAUCCUGAAGUUGCAUGGGUUGGUAAAUCAGAGGAGCAAUUGAAAGAAGAGGGUGUUGAGUACAAAAUUGGAAAGUUUCCUUUUGCUGCUAAUAGCAGAGCUAAGACUAAUGCUGACACAGAUGGCAUGGUGAAGAUCCUUGGUCAGAAAUCAACAGACAGAAUCUUGGGAGCACAUAUUCUAGGAGCAGGUGCUGGGGAAAUGAUCAAUGAAGCUGCACUUGCCUUGGAAUAUGGAGCAUCCUGUGAAGAUGUUGCAAGAGUUUGUCAUGCCCAUCCGACUGUAUCAGAAGCUUUCAGGGAAGCAAACCUAGCUGCAUCUUUUGGCAAAGCAAUCAACUUUUAAAACAAAAUGUCAUUGGCAUAUACUUCUGAAAUACCUGGCAGAUAUUUGUGGAGGGCUUCUCAUGCAGAAGGCUCACAACUCUGAGACUCUUUAGGACUGAAUUGAGUAAUGUUUUUGUUCAGACAGAAAAUAUUUAAUAAACAGGUUUGGAUGAAGCAGAAUGAUCCAGCAGCUAUAUAUUAAAUAAAUUUAAUAAUUAUU